Messenger RNA from Brassica napus (rape), 4181 nucleotides. RefSeq lists its product as uncharacterized. Gene Ontology annotation, biological process: shoot system development; root development. The transcript has a single exon. The coding region runs from base 2153 to 2998 and encodes 281 amino acids. NCBI's taxonomy places the organism in Eukaryota, Viridiplantae, Streptophyta, Magnoliopsida, Brassicales, Brassicaceae. The record is from RefSeq and is a predicted model, not a curated record.
UUAGCAUUUCUCUUUCCUGACAUGCAGAGUAAUUUACAUUCAAAAUGUUGUAGAGAAGAGAAAAUGGAUCAGCCUCAUGUAUAUUUUGUUUGAUGUUUGUGUCAUUUGAAGUUUAAUACAAGAUUUGGAGUAGUUUGUUGCUCAGAAUUACACAAAAAGAAACUCUGUUUGCAAUACUCUCCUUAAAAGUAUUCAUAACCUUUACUGCAAACAAAAACUGUCUUCUCAAUCUUAAUUAGUUACAAAUGACGAGAUACUUGUGCACCAAGAAAUGAUCCUUUGCUCCAGAGUGAAUGAAUCCGAAUUCAAACAUCAAUUUUUAUAUAUUAAAAUCUCACCUUAAAGUCUGAAAUUUGAUAUGUUCUUUGGUAAAUCAGACAGCAAUAUCUGAUCAGAUCAAAUAUUGUUAUGUUGUUUUCUCUUUGUACAUGUGAAGAUGGAAGUGAUACUGUAAUCUCCAUUAACUACCCUCUCAAAAGUAAAGAACAAUAUUUAUUUUAACACUAAUUAGCCCAAGUGCAGAGUACUAUGACGUUUCAGUGUAAUUAAAUUGCUAAUCAUUGAGAGCCUAAAGAAGGGACAAUGUUCAACGGAUCAAUUAGAGAAGAUUUACGAAGGACAAGUGGUCAACAUUGUGGUAAUACUCUAUUCAUUUUUAUAACUCCCCUUAAAUCAUUUGUCAACAUUAAAAUUCUUUUGUUUUGUUUAUUUCUUCUCUCUUCUGUCAUAUAUUCUCUAUUACACCUUGUGUCUCCUUGUCUCCUAUUAAGAUAAUAGUAAGUCUACGUAGAUAUAUACACAUAUGAGUAGGAAAUGAAUCGUUCCACGACCUUCUUGAACAAGAUUCUCCUACUACUCUUAUUGUUUUAAAAAACCCUAGAUUCUUGGACCUAUAAUGGCGUUAGCUUUCUUUUUUUUUUUUUUUCCCAACUGAGUUUAUUAAAAUUAAGGGACAAGCCCAACCAAGAAACAUUACAAUAAAAGCCCACGCAUCCGGCCCAACUAGUAUAAACAAAAAAACGGGCCUAAACUUUAAACCCCACGCGGCCCAAACUUAUGGAAACCCUAGUUUUCCAAGCAUGCCACCGUAACCGGCGCCGCAAGCCACCAGAACGAGACCGGCCGAUCUUCCCCGCUUGAGAACCUUCCUCGGAGAGCAUCCAUCGAUCUAACCUAUCGAGAUCUCGUCCAAAACCCAAGCCAAACGGUUAACCACACACCAAAGCGGAUCUAUGAAAUCACUCGAGCAAAUAACCGCCUACAAUCAAUCCAUCACCUCCGACUUCCAUGCAGCGGUUUCAGAUGAUAGAUCAAGAGACAGAGAGACUUUGAAGCGCCGACUCAUAGAUCGAGAAGAAAGGGAAUAAAAAACUGAACCAAAGAAAACGAAACCGAAGAAGGCGAUACUAGAGGAGCUACCACCCACCGGGAACACAAGCCGACGACAGCGGUACUGACAAAGCCACCGCCUCCCGGUAGCAAAAGCCGACGCGGCAGAGCUGUGGAAGCCUCUACCUCUCGGUAACAAAACCGGCGGCGGCGGAGCUGUCAAAGCCUCCACCUCCCGGAACCGGAAAACCACCGAAAAACAAAUCCCACACAGCUAAAUCGAGACGAAAGAAAGCUUAAACGAAAACCAAAAAACAAGAACAAACCGGACCGACGGUGGCUGUGGAAGCCCACUCCGCCGGUCGGCGAGACUUUUUUCUUUUACUCUCUUUCGCUUUCUUGGUGUUAAUGGCGUUAGCUUUCUUCUUUGUGUCAAUUUUUUUAAAUAUAAAUAUCUCAUUGGAAAACGUUUCUCUGUGCUGUCGUGUUUUUUCCUGAUGCAACAGAGUUUUGAGUUUGCCAGCGAUGAUGUAGGAGGCAAGAAGAGACAAGAUAAUCAUAAUAAUCAAGAGAGCUUGACGUUGCUGGCUUCAUGACCACAUAGAGAUUAUUAAACUAAUCAAAAGGAGAUAAUUAUGCAAAUUUCCUCAUUUUGUUAAGGUUUUAACACAUGCCCAUUUGCUCUUACAUUAAAUUUUUAAAAAGGUUCUUUUGGGUUUAUCUGUUGAAUUUUCAUCUGUUAUAUAUAUAUCUUUGGAGUCUCUCAACCUUCACACACCAAAACUUGUUUUAAACUUUCAUCUUCUUUUGAAGCUAAAACAAGAUGGCAGCAUCAACUUCCUAUGCAAAGACUAGGUCUAUUAGUUUGCCUACAAGACUAAUCCAUCCAAAAGCAAAGAGAGUAGAAGAAGAGCUGAAAAAGAUUAAAGCCUUGAACUCUUCCUCAUCAGCUUCUUCUCGCAUCCAACUUGGACUUGCCCGGCUCGUCGAGCUCUACGACUUUGUUAAUCAACAAGUCAUUAGUUCUCCUCAAGGCCAACAAGUCCUUUGCCUUUCUCACAACGCAAAACUUGUUGAAGAAUCUCUUGAUGAAUCCAUCUUGUUGCUCGAUGUAGCUGACUUCGCAAGAGACUUGAUAGGAACAUUCUUGGAGCGAAUCCAAGAUCUUCAAUCCACUAUACGUAGACGUGGAGGAGAUAACUCGAUAGUUCAGUCAGAGAUCAGCGCUUACAUCAGGUUUCAGAAGAAGUUCAAGAACUCAGCGAGUAGACAACUUAAAUCCGUUGCAAGAACACAAACAAAGAAGAAGUGUCCGGUGAUCAAACAGUCCAAGACUCUUGAUCAACAUGCUUCUAUGGUGUCCAACAUUCUAAGGCAGUCACACACAUCGACGAUCUCUAUUUUCAAGUCCCUCUUGCAGUUUCUUUCUUCUUCGAGUGAGAACCAGAAGAAGAAUGGUGAAGUUGGAUGCGUAGAUAACUCAAUGAUCCGUUCUUUUUAUGGAAGAAUCAUUGGUAAGAAGACUGCAAAGGUCAUUGAUGUGAAAACGAUGCUGGGGAGAUUAGCUAUGCUUAGUGUGAGCCUUGAAGCAAUUAUGGAUGACCUAAGUUACUUGUCAAGACGACUUAUUCAACAUAGAGCGUCUCUUUUGAAUAUUGUUACUCAAUAAAACAAGGACAAAAGAGUUUGUAUAUUUUGUGUAAAAAAAAAAAGUUUUGUAGGGAUGGAGUUAUUAAAGAAAAGAGUUAAAUCGCAUUUUGACAGUCCAUUUUCAUGAAAGUUUUGUAUAGAGUUUACACGUUAAUUUAAAUCUUAGCAAACAAGAUAAACAAAAGAAUAAUAAUAAAUAAAACUGGAGCAUGUGUAUAUAUUCCUAAACCUAUAUAUGUGGUGCAUUAUCAUCAUCAUCAUCGCCGGAAUUGGAGUGUAUACUUUUUGUGUACGAUGAUGAUCCACGGAAGCACAACUCAGAAAUAAUUUAUUUGUUUUGUUCCGGGAAAUUAAUAAUCCAAUUACAGAAUGUAGAAGAGAUUCUCUAUUUAUUGGCUCAUGUCAUGCUAACGAGCAACUUGCCCAUGUUAUAUGGUUUUAAAUUUGUAUAAGAAUAUAAACUUGUUAGAAGUUUGUGAAUACGAACACUAUUUGAUUUAAUCCCUUAUAUAUAUGUCAUCUCUAUUCUCUAAUUUUCUUCUGCUAACCUCUGGCUUGAGCCAGCCAUGUAAACUUUUUGUUAAAUAUAAAUGCGUUAAGCAAAAAAAAACCCAACAUAUAUUUGACCAACUUCUUGAAUGAAAAAAGGAAAAAAAUUGAAUUAAAAGCCGUGUGGGAGAAAAAAUAUUUAAUGUUUCAAAAAUUUAUAUAUUUAUCCAAAUAUUAAAUACAUUAUAUAUAUCUGUAAAUUCUGAAAUUUUCUGCAGGGUUGACUACUGUAUAAUUAUGCUUGUACUAAAAUAAUAGAGUAUUAUUUUUUUAUGAGGCACUUGUAAGCAAUUGAUAAACUAAAUUGAAUCCAGUACGGAUGCUAUUAUGAAGCAGGUUCAGCUAUGCAUUUUAUUAUUGGAGUUGUGUUCAAUUUAGGGGAAAAUGGGUAGUGACUAAUAUAUGUUGACUAUUAAUUAAGUCUUUGGAUUAUAUAAAAUAAUUAUUAUCUAUACUAUGAAAGCAGAAUUCCUAAUAGGAUUAUGCCCUUAACUUUUGGAGUUAUUUACAUUGUUAUGCCACUAAUUUUUUUCUUUUUAAUAAAAUAAAUAAAUAAGAAAAUAUUCUAAAACAACAAUCAACUUAUUCUCCGCAAACACUACAAGAAAACACAAGUUUUACGAGGGCAGUUUUCCUCGUUAAUUCGUCGUAAA